GUGAUUAUGCCAAUCAACAUGGACGUGCUUUUUGGCCCGACACCAGAGACCGCGGAACACGCCAACGCUUGGGAUGGCUGGGUUCGCAUGGCAGAAGGUUUAGGGCACCAGAUUGUGAACAGAUACUCACAGAUUACCCUGCAGUCCGUG
This is a messenger RNA of Durusdinium trenchii, 150 nucleotides long. Lineage: Eukaryota; Dinophyceae; Suessiales; Symbiodiniaceae. The record is from the annotation of a GenBank genome assembly.